UAAGACAGGAAAUACCAGGACUUAAGGCAGUGUUCUUAUUGCGAAAGGGGUCGAUAUGUGUCACUGUCACAAGAACAGAUAGCGGGGACAUUAGGGUCGGACGGCUACAUGUAAAAGGAUGUGAGUGCAUGGGAGGUUGUAUUAGCAUUAGAGCCCAACAUAAUGACGGCCGUGUCUGGAUCAGGAUACCUGCUCUUGCUGUGUCUGUUAUCAGCUGCUGAAUGUGACCAGGUUGUGUUCGCCACUGUGGGAUAUAAUGUGACUCUGCCGUGUAAAUAUGAUGUCCAAGCAAAUGGUCUAAGUUCAACAUGCUGGGGACAAGGUGCUAUACCAGCCUCGAAAUGUAGCAAUCAGCUGAUCGCCAGUGACGGUGCAACAGUCAGAAAAGACUCACAGGUGUCCAGCAGGUACCAGCUCCUGGGUGACCUGAGACAGGGUGAUGUUUCCAUGACGAUAUUAAACGUCAGUGAGAUGGACUCUGGACUAUACGGAUGCAGAGCGGAAAUAGCGGGAUGGUGGAACGACCUUAAACAUCACUUUCAAUUGAGAGUUCAGAAAGAUACUAAGCCAACCCCAAAGAGGACAUUGGAUAAUGCCACUUCCACAGAACAGACCACAUUGAAGUACACACAAGCUCACAUCAAUUCCACACGGUACUGGGACCCUUCUGAAACGGUUCUAAGCCCUGUACAGGGAAGUAGUGGCCAAUUUUCUGUGCCGAUUGCAUGUGUUCUGAUCAUCGCUUCCAUUGCAGUGGCGGGUGUUGCUGUCUACUUUAUAAAGAGAUCGGGAAAAUUCAGCAAAUCUUCCCAGAUAAACUCGCUGUCUGUUCCUGAACCUAACAACAGAGAGGAGAACAUCUACCAGAUGGAUGAAGUCAACCCCUAUCAGACCUUUCAAUGACAUUUUGUGUGAUUUGAUACAUAAUCCGUAGGUUAUUAAUAUAGUCAUUGCUAUGCUGUCCAAUCUGAUUGAACCUGUAUCCGUGUGAUUCUUUUGUACAGUCUGCUCAGCUGUGUCUGAAAUAUAAUCAAAAUCGCUCGUAACCUUGUUUAUAUAAUAUCCAAAUAAUAAUGUGUGUAUUUUUUUAUCAUCAUGCCCUACAACUUUGAGUUGGUGUGCCUUUAACUUCUGGUACUUUGGUGCCUCACCCCGAAUAAAGUUGAGAAUCACUGCUGGGAGGGGGGACACUGACACAAAACAGUCAAGGCGGAUGUCAGUCCUCAGUCUAAGGACUGUGCUAGAUAUGUCUACCCAGAGAUCACACAUUUUGAAACGUUGCACCUAAAUGUGUUAUGCAACCAGACAAGAUGUAUAAAACCGUCUUUGUAUCUUAACACAAAAGUUAAAUUUAGCAAGAUCAAAAAUUGUUUCAACAU
Molecule: messenger RNA, 1379 nt
Organism: Gadus chalcogrammus (walleye pollock)
Lineage: Eukaryota; Metazoa; Chordata; Actinopteri; Gadiformes; Gadidae
Product: hepatitis A virus cellular receptor 1 homolog
Exons: 8
Coding region: 163-903 (246 amino acids)
Source: RefSeq, a predicted model, not a curated record